UUUCAUUUUUCAAGGCGGGUUGUCAUGCAGCGCCAUCGUAUCGGCAAGACGGAUAAAUUAAUAGUGGAAGAAUUCUAGGGUGAUCACAUACCCACACAUCUGGAGGCUCCUUGGUUGCAAAUUCUCCCUGAGGCCCUGGUCGGAGAGCGUCGGAGGAUGGUCAGCCAAAUUACGAUCUUUACCUCGAUACGAAGGCUUCACUAAGCAGGACAUGCUGUAUAAAAGCGUGGGGCGCUAGGGAAUCAUCCCCCCAACUGCUGGUCGGUCCUCACCUUUUCUUUGCUGGUCGAAGAAGCACCCAAGCCCUUAGACCGUAGAACGAUCCGUUCAAUUCUCGCAUCCUCGUCGUUCAUUUCUUCGACUAUUCAUACUUGUUGCUUCUUAUUCCAGUGAGUUUUUCAGUUCUCACCUCAUCAUCAACAUGCGUUGCAACUUCGUCGCCUGUUUUGUUCUUGGGCUUGCCACCGUUGUGUAUACUGCCCCAGUAGCGAGCCGUCGAGAUGCCGGCCCCGCCCCCCUUGCUGGACUGACCUCCCCACCCAACCAGGGUGGCUUGGCUUCUAUGGCAUCUUUGGAGACCCGUAGUGACGUGGUCGUCUUUAGAUUCCCACCAACCGAGCCUGUUGCGGGAGCUUCAGUGUCGACAUUCCAUCUGCCAUAUAUGAGUAGCAAGCCUGCCAAGGUUAUAAAGGACAAGGCAGCAGAGGAGUUAGCUCAAUCAACGGUCAAGAGAUUCUUACAAGUUUGCGGCUUCGAGAGUCGGUUGGAACCAGGCUCCAUUUUUGGUGGCACCUCUGAAGAAGCUAAGGAUCAAAUUCAUUUCCUCGCUUCGAACGUUCCGGGAUUUGAGAAUGCCGGAGGAUGGGCAACAUCAGAAGGGGAUGGAGAAUUGCAGGGGACCGAGGGUGGAAAAAUAAAACAUGCAUCUGUCAAGAAUUGGCAUAAAACAAGUUAAAGGGUCAUGGAUUGUCGGAGGAACUGUAUCAAAGGUUGCUCUGUCUUGAUUGUGACCUGCCAAUGUAUCUAAUACUAGUUCGACGGGGUCAGAGUGCAUAUAUG
This is a messenger RNA of Lentinula edodes (shiitake mushroom), 1059 nucleotides long. RefSeq lists its product as uncharacterized. The record is from RefSeq and is a predicted model, not a curated record. The coding region runs from base 422 to 955 and encodes 177 amino acids. The transcript is spliced from 2 exons. Lineage: Eukaryota; Fungi; Basidiomycota; Agaricomycetes; Agaricales; Omphalotaceae.